AUGGCCAAGCAGAGCAGUGAGGAGCCAGGGAUGGACACAGCAUCAGGGAUGGACACAGCCCCGGGGAUGGACACGGCCCCGGGGAUGGACACGGCCCCAGGUGCGGACACGGCCCCGGGGAUGGACCCAGACCUGCAGCCCAGGACCAGGAGGUGUGACAGUGACUGCCUUGCUCCUCGCAGAGGGCAGGACGUGGUGCUGGCAGCGUGGAUGAGGAGGGCUCUGCCCAGCUCCUACCAACAGCUCCUGCCUGCGGGCCCGGAGCCUCGGAGCCAGAAAAAGGCAUCCACAUGCUGCACUCGGACAGCGCUGAGCCUCUACCUGCUGCUGCUGACGGCCGGCCAGGGGCUGCUCAUGUACAAAGUGUUUAAGAUGCAGAGAGAGAUAUUGGAACUUCAGGAGCAAAAUGCCUCCUAUACAGAAGAGAUUCUGCAGCGUUCCUCUGCCAGCCAUCUGGCCUUGUCGAGAAGCCCCACUUGGAAGAACUUUCUCAUGGGACAAGAAGCAAGCUGGAGGAGAAGCUUAGAAGAGGAAAUCACCAUAAUUAAAAGCAACAAUGCAAACCUGAUGAUGAGGAUGAGCAACAUCACCCUGGUUGCAGGGCCUCCUGGACGCAAAGGAGAUCCUGGAGUACCAGGGUUACGGGGACCACCAGGGACAAAGGGAGACCGAGGCACAGAUGGAGCCCAGGGGGAGAAGGGCAGCAAGGGAGCUCCUGGCCCUGCUGGCCCAAGUGGUGGUCCAGGAGUGAAAGGAGAAAAAGGAGAGAUGGGGCUUGCAGGUCCCCAAGGACAGAAAGGUGACAAGGGCGAGAAGGGAGACCCCGGAUUCCCAGGAAUCAUGGGUCCUAAGGGUGAGCAGGGAUUGCCAGGAGCGCCAGGUGCCCAGGGGAGCCCCGGGAAGCCUGGACUGCCUGGGCAGAAAGGAGAGGCAGGUGCAGCUGGACAGCUUGGACCUCCUGGAAGUCCUGGCCCUGAAGGCAGACCUGGUCAGAAAGGGGAAAAGGGGGACCAGGGCCCCAAAGGCAGCCCAGGAGCACAAGGCAUUGCUGGACUCAAAGGUGCACAGGGAGAACAAGGAAUAGCAGGACCUCCAGGGCAGAAGGGAGCAAAGGGAGACCAGGGCCCAGCAGGCACCCCAGGCCCAGCUGGUCAAAAAGGAUCCAAGGGGGAUUAUGGCUCUAAGGGUCAGAAAGGAGAACCAGGACUAAAAGGAGCCAAGGGAGAGACUGGAUUUACUGGUUCCCCAGGACUGAAAGGGAGCAAAGGGGAAAAAGGACAAGCUGGCCUUGUCAAUUACAUACGAAUCGCGGGUGGAGGCAGGAGGGGCCGUGUGGAGAUCUUCCACGGAGGGUCCUGGGGAACCAUCUGCGACGACGGCUGGUCCCUGCGCGAGGCCGGCGUCGUCUGCCGCAUGCUGGGGUUCAGCCGGGCUGUCUCCUUCUUCACAGCCCCAGCAGGUACCGGACAAAUUUGGCUUGAUGAUGUGACUUGCACAGGGAGUGAAAUGUCAAUUACGGACUGUAGAAAGCGCAACUGGGGUGAAAAUAACUGCAGCCACAAUGAGGAUGUUGGGGUGGAAUGUUCUUGAUGGGACAUCGAGUCUGUCCUGGGAGCUGCCUCUGCCUCUGCCCUCCAUGGAGCUCCUCUUCAU
Melospiza georgiana is the source of this 1653-nucleotide messenger RNA. RefSeq names its product macrophage receptor with collagenous structure (gene MARCO). Gene Ontology annotation, cellular component: membrane. Bases 1 to 1590 code for a protein of 529 amino acids. The transcript has 15 exons. The record is from RefSeq and is a predicted model, not a curated record. NCBI's taxonomy places the organism in Eukaryota, Metazoa, Chordata, Aves, Passeriformes, Passerellidae.